CUAUUUGAGGUAAUUUAGGAUAAACUGGGUCGUGUAGGUCACAUUAUUAACAUUUGUUUAUAUUUGGUUUGACUCAAAAUGUUAUAUCCACAUAUGUAGAUGCCAUUUUCCAAUUUUAUAUAUUUACAUACACUGCAAAUUUAUAACAUUUUAAUCAGAUUAUUUUUCUUAAAUCCAGUCAAAUAAUUUUUUCUCCAUGAGUGUUGUAUGAGUGUUAAAUACUAGUUAACAGAUUAAUGCGUCAGAUUAUUCCAUUUUACUUUAAGUAAAUAUUUGUUCUUAUUACACCCCUAUAUUUAAAAGUUGGUAAUUAUUCACCGAAAUCCAGAAAAAAAAAAAAAAGGUUUCAAAUAAUGUUUUGAACAAUAUCUAUUCUUGAAUUAAGAACGUUUCUGACAAACAAGCUUUUUAAAGAUUAAAUCUACUAAUUUAUUGCUUAAAAUAAGUCUGUUAAGAUUAUUUUGAGCCAGCUAUUUUCCUUAUUUCAAGAAAUCUGGGUGAGUAAAAUUUACUUGAAGCACUGACAGAUAAUUUCACUUAUUUGUAUAUUUACACCGAAAACAAAGGGAAUAUAACUAGUUUUAAGGAGGUGUGCUUUGCAGGGUGUAUACAGUGGUAUAAAAAAGUAUCUGAACCUUUUGGAAUUUCUCACAUUUCUGCAUGAAAUCACCAUCAAAUGUGAUCUGAUCUUUGUCAAAAUCACCCAGAUGAAAAAAACUGUCUGCUUUAAUAAAACCACCCAAACAUUCAUAGGUUUUCAUAUUUGAAUGAGGAUAGUAUGUAAACAAUGACGGAUGGGAGAAAAAUAAGUAAGUGAGCCAUCGCAUUGAAUAUUUUUUUUUACUCCCAAACAAUUUGGUUUUGUCAGUCCACAAAAUAUUUUGCCAAAACUUCUGUGGAGUGUCCAAGUGCCUUUUUGAGAACAUUAAUCAAGCAGCAAUGUUUUUUUAGACAGCAGUGGCUUCCUCCGUGGAGUCCUCCCAUGGACACCAUUCUUGGCUCCCAUGAACACCAUUGUUGGCCAUAAUAUGACAGAUAGUUGAUGUGUGCACAGAUAUAGUGGACUGUGCCAGUGAUUUCUGUAAGUCUUUAGCAGACACACAAGGGUUCUUUUUUACCCCUCUGGGUAUUCUGCGCUGAACUCUUGGCACCAUCUUUAGUGGACGACCACUCCUUUGGAGAGAAGCAACAGUGCCAAACUCUCUCCAUUUGUAAACAGGUUUUCUGAAUGUCGAUUGAUGAACAUCCAGACUUUUAGAUAUGGUUUUGUGUCCUUUCUCAGCUUUAAACGAAUCAACAAUCCUUGAUGGCAGGUCUUCGGACAGCUCUUUUGACUGAGCCAUGAUGCACAUCAGAUAAUGCUUCUCAUCAAGACAUGUCUUACCAGGCCACUACUGAAAAGAAGAAGCUGAGCCAUGCUGGAUCCAAGCCCUCCCUCUCCGAGAGCAGCGGCCGACUCCCUCAGAUAGCCAUGAACACCUGCAAGUACAAUGGCGGCGUGGUGAGACCACUCGUGGGCAGUCUGGCGUCCUCGUCGCGCCGCAACCUAGCGGAGCUCGACUCGGAAACGCAGCCCCUGCAGACGCUGCACAGCUCUGGCUUGGAGGUGGUGGUGUCCAAGGGUAAUGGCGGAGAAGACCCCAGUAAGGCGUCCAAUGAGAGCCUCGUCAGGGAGGGCAGCGGGCGUGGCGGAAGCAGGGCACCUCAGAAGAAAAACAGGGACAUUGGCUACAAGCUUGGCCACCGGCGGGCGCUGUUUGAGAAGCGCAAGCGGCUUAGUGACUACGCACUCAUCUUUGGAAUGUUUGGGAUUGUUGUCAUGGUGACGGAGACUGAAUUAUCAUGGGGGGUUUACAAUAAGGACUCUUCAUACUCGUUUGCACUGAAAUGCCUUAUCAGCCUUUCCACUGUUAUACUGCUUGGUCUUAUAAUAAUGUACCACGCACGGGAAAUCCAGCUGUUUAUGGUGGACAACGGUGCAGAUGACUGGAGGAUAGCCAUGACCUAUGAGCGGAUCUUCUUCAUCGUGCUGGAGUUGCUGGUGUGUGCCAUCCAUCCCAUCCCCGGCCGCUACAUCUUCACGUGGAAGGCCCGGCUGGCUUUUACGUACACGCCGUCCGUGGCGUACGCCGACGUGGACAUCAUCCUCUCCAUCCCCAUGUUCCUGAGACUCUACCUGAUCGGCAGGGUCAUGCUACUUCACAGCAAGCUGUUUACGGACGCUUCGUCUCGCAGCAUCGGCGCCCUCAACAAAAUCAACUUCAACACACGCUUCGUCAUGAAAACUCUCAUGACCAUCUGCCCGGGAACUGUUCUGCUUGUGUUCAGUAUAUCGUCCUGGAUCAUUGCCGCAUGGACUGUGCGCGUCUGCGAGAGGUAUCAUGACAAACAGCAAGUGACCAGUAACUUUCUGGGAGCCAUGUGGCUCAUCUCAAUUACCUUCCUCUCCAUCGGCUACGGGGACAUGGUACCGCACACGUACUGUGGGAAAGGCGUGUGUCUGCUUACAGGGAUUAUGGGAGCUGGUUGCACUGCACUUGUGGUUGCAGUGGUGGCCAGGAAGCUGGAGCUGACCAAGGCAGAGAAGCAUGUCCACAACUUCAUGAUGGAUACACAACUCUGCAAACGAGUAAAGAACACAGCUGCCAAUGUACUCAGGGAAACAUGGCUCAUCUACAAACACACCAAGUUGGUCAAAAAGAUUGAUCACGCCAAGGUGCGGAAACACCAACGCAAGUUUCUCCAAGCCAUUCACCAACUGCGCAGUGUGAAGAUGGAGCAGAGGAAGCUCAAUGAUCAAGCCAACACCUUGGUGGACCUGGCGAAGACCCAGAAUGUGAUGUACGACCUGGUGUCAGAACUCCAGGAACGCAGCGAGGAGCUGGACAAGCGAAUCGGCACAUUAGAGGACAAGCUGGACUCGGUGACGGGCAGCCUGCAGGCGUUGCCGUGCCUCAUCUCCCAAGCCAUAACCCAGCAGCAGCAGGACUUCCUGGACGGCUUCGUUCACCGCUUCCGCCCCGCAUCACUAGCCUCGGAGCGCUCGGAGCGUUCCGAGCGCUCCUGGACGUCCACCGCCCGCAGGCGGCGCUCGCCGUCCACCGCACCGCACACCUCCUCCGAUAGCGGAUAACCUCCGAGAAGCACCUUUCCCAAAUCCGUCUCGUCACUUCGUUCCAUCUGAUGAUGAGUUUCAUCUCCCUUCAUUCCAAUUUCUCUCCCCCUGUGACUGAGUGUGUCAGCGCAGGCCUGGAUCAGAGAAACUCCCAAUAGAGGAGGGAGAAAAAAAAAAAGAAAUUCAGAAAAAAUCCAAGUGCAUCUGAUAAACAAAAAAGAAACAAAAGAAAACGACUGAAAAACCGAGAUAAAGUAGAGAUAUGGUUUAUGUUUUAGCCAUUGUAUGGCUGUUCAAGUUAGCUUUUUUGUAAAAGCCCUUAAAAAUGGACUGAGUGCAGGGUCACUGGCGAGAGAGUCCGGUGAGGAGGGUGAGACCAAACCUUGGAUUUCCCUUUCAAAAACUCGUGUCAUGGAUUCUUUCCCGUAGGUUAGCGUAAAAGCCGUCGGGGACACCCGACGUUAAGGUCCGUCCGUCAGUCAGCGUUGGGAACUGCACGAAAGGGGAGAGGAGGAAAUGUCCCACACAAGCGGACUGAAGGGAGGGACGCCAUGGCAUUACUACUGGGUAGGAAAAAUUUACACAAUUGCCAACUUCAAGGUUUCAACUUCCUUGUUCUUACCAAGGGAAAAUGAGAGCGACUAUCUUUUUUAGUUACAUAUUGACAUGUGAUUUUUCAGUGCCUGAAUGUACAAAUAGUAGAGGGUUAUUUAAUUACUAAUUUCAGAGCUUUUUUACGAUGUUAACAGUCUGACUACAGCAUUGCAUUCCCUUUUCAGAUACAUUCCUCUCCAAUUAUCAAAAGAAAGCGUCUUAAACGAUGCAUAGCAUUGCCUCCAUUAAGCAACCUUGUUUUGAGAACCUUUUUCUUUUACCUUUAUACUAACACCGCAGAAGGAGAAAAAAGGUGACGGGAGAAAGCAAAAGCGUGUUUUGUGUGUGUUCGUAUGGAAAUGAGUUCACGUUCUUAGCCCGAUGCUCCACACCCUUACACAACAGUGGGAAAAAUGUCGUGUACCUUCCUCAGCACCACUAAUUAGAGCUCCCUGUGCUCACCAGAUAAUGGCAUGUCUUGAGGGCUGCUGGUGUAAAUGGUCUAAAUUGAGAGAGGGGGGCGAAAAACACCUUGUUCCCUUGCAUGGUUUUGUGCGAAAAUGUAAAUGAACGUAAUGUUCCUUGGAUGGCUUGCUGAAUUUAGAUUUGGAGUUCCAAUUACGUCCAGUUUUUGAAUGUAUUUUUUUUGUUUGUCACCUUUGUUUUUUGUUUUUUUCACUGAAAUCUCAUUUUUACAGCGCCUAGAGAGUUGCAGUAAAUGUGAUUCUGUAAUGCAUUCCCUGUUUUAAAAAAAAUGAGGUGAAGGAAAACCAUGGUUACAAAAAAAUUCUGAAAGGAUGCGAAUAAAAGUGCUGAAUAAAUUUUGAUGGGUACUCGACAUUGACUUCUACAAUUUUCAGGGGAGAAUUUUUUUUUUAAAUAAACUAGACGUACACAGACAUUUUGGGUGAGUAAAAAAACAUGACCACCUACUUUUACCAUUAUUCAUGCAGUUAAUUCUCUGCCUGCCAUUGACUGUCAUCAGCGCCACUAAAACAGGAACAUUCAGAGAAAACGAAUUUACUUACAUAUCAAAACAGCAACAACAUGAUAGUAUAGGUAGGAGUAGUAAAAUAUAUUUGUUGGCUGAGCUCAGUGAAGUGUUGGGAGGCUUGCUGGUUGCCUGGCAACCACACAGUCAUGUAAGGGCUUCAGGAAGCAGGAAAUACAGGAAAAAU
Molecule: messenger RNA, 4887 nt
Organism: Corythoichthys intestinalis (scribbled pipefish)
Lineage: Eukaryota; Metazoa; Chordata; Actinopteri; Syngnathiformes; Syngnathidae
Gene: kcnn1a
Product: potassium intermediate/small conductance calcium-activated channel, subfamily N, member 1a
Exons: 9
Coding region: 1376-3133 (585 amino acids)
Biological process (GO): potassium ion transmembrane transport
Cellular component (GO): neuronal cell body; plasma membrane; neuron projection
Molecular function (GO): calmodulin binding; small conductance calcium-activated potassium channel activity
Source: RefSeq, a predicted model, not a curated record